AUGCCGAGGGCAACGAGCCAGAAGUUCACGAGGCUUCACCAAGAAUCGAAUACGGCUCCUCUCAAGAAGAAACCGAGUGGAGAGCAACAGCAGUCAAGCGGCGGAGCAGCCAGCAAUCCGAUCUUCAAUACUGACAAGCUCGGCCAACACAUCCUCAAAAAUCCAUUAGUAGCACAGACGAUAGUCGACAAAGCCGCACUCAAAACGACGGAUAAAGUCUUGGAAGUCGGCCCAGGAACGGGGAAUUUGACGGUCAAGAUCCUCGAGAAGAAUUGCAAACAGUUGACGGUCGUGGAGAUGGAUCCUCGCAUGGCAUUCGAGCUCUCGAAACGGUUCCAGAACGCCAAAGAUCUCAGCUUUAAACGCAAGUUAGAGAUCAUCGUCGGCGAUUUCUUGAAGACUGAGUUACCUUACUUCGACGUUUGUAUCAGCAAUACACCGUACCAAAUUUCUUCGCCGUUGGUGUUCAAGCUCUUAGAACAUAGACCGAUCUUCCGAGUAGCAGUUCUUAUGUUCCAAAAAGAGUUUGGGUUAAGGUUAUGUGCCCGACCGGGCAGCAAGUUGUGGUCGCGGUUAUCAGUGAAUGUGCAGCUAUAUUCAAAAGUAUCACAUCUGAUGAACGUCGGCAAGGCGAAUUUCCGGCCCCCGCCCUUGGUCGAAAGUUGUGUCGUCAAACUCGAACCACUCAAUCCGCCCCCCAACAUCGCAUUCAAUGAGUUUGAUGGCCUCACUCGGAUCUGCUUCAAUCGUCGGAAUAAAACUAUCAGGGCCUCUUUCUUCGCUUCUACUGCUACCCUCAACAUGCUCGAAGCUAACUGGAAAACGUGGCGCUCUCAACAACAAUCCGAUUCGGCAAUCGUUACUGACCAGGAAGAAGGAGAAAAUUUCUCGGCUAAACUGGAAACAAUUCUGCAAGAAUCCGGCUAUUCAGAUUCCCGAUCAGCCAAGAUGGAUGUCGACGAUUUCCUAUCACUACUGGCGUGUUUUCAUAAACACGGCAUUCAUUUCGCCUGA
Puccinia triticina is the source of this 1014-nucleotide messenger RNA. RefSeq lists its product as uncharacterized. The record is from RefSeq and is a predicted model, not a curated record. NCBI's taxonomy places the organism in Eukaryota, Fungi, Basidiomycota, Pucciniomycetes, Pucciniales, Pucciniaceae. The coding region runs from base 1 to 1014 and encodes 337 amino acids. Gene Ontology annotation, molecular function: rRNA (adenine-N6,N6-)-dimethyltransferase activity. The transcript is spliced from 5 exons. Gene Ontology annotation, cellular component: mitochondrial matrix. Gene Ontology annotation, biological process: rRNA methylation.